Molecule: messenger RNA, 3989 nt
Organism: Solea senegalensis (Senegalese sole)
Lineage: Eukaryota; Metazoa; Chordata; Actinopteri; Pleuronectiformes; Soleidae
Gene: prpf6
Product: PRP6 pre-mRNA processing factor 6 homolog (S. cerevisiae)
Exons: 21
Coding region: 51-2960 (969 amino acids)
Biological process (GO): mRNA splicing, via spliceosome; spliceosomal tri-snRNP complex assembly
Cellular component (GO): catalytic step 2 spliceosome; U4/U6 x U5 tri-snRNP complex
Molecular function (GO): protein binding
Source: RefSeq, a predicted model, not a curated record
AGUGCCACUGUUGUUUAUCCGGUUUGAGACGCCUCGUCGUUGAAGCAACGAUGGCUAGCGCUGGAGCUAAACAAGCGCCUAAAAAUACCUCGAAAGCCUCCGCGGGAGGCACCGGGGCGGCGGGGGCCGCCGGUGCGCCCCCGGCAAUGCCCCUCGCUUCUCCACUCAUGGGGAAAAAGAAAAAGCCGUUCCUGGGGAUGCCCGCUCCGCUCGGUUACGUCCCCGGUCUCGGCAGAGGUGCCACUGGCUUCACGACACGAUCUGAUAUUGGUCCUGCUCGUGAUGCCAAUGAUCCAGUGGAUGAUCGCCAUGCGCCCCCAGGGAAGAGAACAGUUGGAGACCAAAUGAAAAAGAACCAAGAGGAAGACGAGGAAGAUCUGAACGACACCAACUAUGAUGAGUUCAAUGGAUAUGCAGGAAGCUUGUUUUCCAGUGGUCCCUAUGAGAAAGACGAUGAAGAAGCAGAUGCCAUAUAUGCUGCAUUAGACAAAAGGAUGGACGAAAGACGCAAAGAAAGAAGGGAGUUGAGAGAAAAGGAAGAAAUCGAGAAGUACCGUAUGGAGCGGCCAAAAAUACAGCAGCAGUUUUCAGAUCUGAAGAGGAAGUUGGCAGAGGUUUCAGAAGAAGAGUGGUUGAGCAUCCCAGAGGUGGGAGAUGCAAGAAACAAGCGGCAGAGGAAUCCCCGCUACGAAAAACUCACCCCUGUCCCAGACAGCUUCUUUUCCAAACACCUGCAGACUGGAGAGAACCACACCUCUGUUGACCCUUUGCAAGGGCUGGCGGGGCUGAACACCACUUACCCCGGAAGCAUGACCCCUGGCCUGAUGACUCCAGGCACUGGAGAACUGGACAUGAGGAAGAUCGGUCAAGCCAGGAACACGCUGAUGGAUAUGAGGCUCAGUCAGGUUUCUGACUCUGUGAGUGGACAAACAGUGGUAGAUCCUAAAGGUUACCUGACAGAUCUCAACUCCAUGAUCCCCACAUAUGGCGGGGACAUCAGUGACAUCAAGAAAGCUCGUCUGCUGUUAAAGUCAGUGAGGGAGACCAAUCCCCAUCACCCCCCUGCCUGGAUUGCAUCGGCGAGGCUGGAGGAGGUGACUGGCAAACUGCAGGUGGCAAGGAACCUCAUCAUGAAAGGCACUGAGAUGUGUCCUAAGAGUGAGGAUGUUUGGUUAGAGGCAGCUCGGCUCCAGCCUGGUGACACAGCUAAAGCCGUGGUAGCCCAGGCUGUCCGCCACUUGCCACAGUCGGUCCGCAUCUACAUCAGAGCUGCAGAGCUGGAGACAGACGUCAGGGCUAAGAAACGAGUCCUCAGGAAAGCCCUGGAGAAUGUGUCCAAGUCUGUGCGUCUGUGGAAGACAGCCGUGGAGCUCGAGGAGCCAGAGGAUGCCAGGAUCAUGCUUAGUCGAGCAGUGGAGUGUUGCCCUACGAGUGUGGAGCUGUGGCUGGCUCUUGCCCGGUUAGAGACAUACGAGAAUGCCCGUCGUGUCCUGAACAAAGCUCGAGAGAACAUUCCCACUGACCGACACAUCUGGAUCACUGCCGCCAAGUUGGAGGAGGCCAACAGCAAUACUCAGAUGGUGGACAAGAUCAUUGACAGAGCCAUUACUUCUCUACAUGCCAACGGUGUGGAGAUCAACAGAGAGCAGUGGAUACAGGACGCAGAGGAGUGUGACAAGGCUGGCAGUGUGGCUACCUGUCAGGCUGUGAUAAGAGCCGUCAUUGGGAUUGGGAUUGAGGAGGAGGACCGUAAACACACCUGGAUGGAGGAUGCAGAGAGUUGUGUGUCCCAUGGAGCGCUGGAGUGUGCCAGAGCCAUCUAUGCCCAUGCCCUGCAGGUGUUCCCGAGCAAGAAAAGUGUGUGGCUCAGAGCUGCCUACUUUGAAAAGAGCCAUGGCACCAGGGAGUCUUUGGAGGCUCUGCUCCAGAGAGCUGUGGCUCACUGUCCCAAAGCAGAGGUCCUGUGGCUGAUGGGUGCCAAGUCCAAAUGGCUGGCUGAGGAUGUGCCUGCAGCCAGAAGUAUCCUGGCUCUGGCCUUUCAGGCUAAUCCAAACAGUGAAGAGAUCUGGCUGGCUGCUGUGAAACUGGAGUCCGAGAAUAAUGAGUAUGAAAGAGCUCGUCGACUGCUGGCCAAGGCCCGCAGCAGUGCCCCAACAGCCAGGGUAUUUAUGAAAUCUGUCAAGUUGGAGUGGGUGUUGGGAAACAUAGAAGCUGCUCAGGAGCUGUGCACUGAGGCGCUGAAACACUACGAGGACUUCCCUAAACUGUGGAUGAUGAGAGGCCAGAUUGAGGAGCAGUGUGAAAACAUGGACAAAGCCAGAGAGGCUUACAACCAAGGGUUGAAAAAGUGUCCCCACUCGGUGGCGCUGUGGUUGUUGCUGUCUCAUCUUGAAGAGAGAGUGGGACAGCUGACUCGAGCCAGAGCCAUUCUGGAGAAGGCACGACUCAAGAACCCGCAGAGCCCAGAGCUGUGGCUGGAGUCAGUCAGACUGGAGUUCAGGGCUGGACUGAAAAACAUUUCCAACACGCUGAUGGCCAAAGCUCUGCAGGAGUGCCCCAAUUCAGGUAUCCUGUGGGCUGAGGCUGUGUUUUUGGAGGCCAGACCUCAAAGGAAGACUAAGAGUGUGGACGCUUUGAAGAAGUGUGAACACGACCCCCACGUCUUGCUUGCUGUAGCAAAGCUGUUUUGGAGCGAGCGCAAGAUCACUAAAGCCAGAGAGUGGUUCCUUAGGACAGUGAAGAUCGACCCAGACCUGGGAGAUGCUUGGGCUCUCUUCUACAAGUUUGAGCUGCAACACGGCACAGAGGAACAGCAGGAAGAAGUGCGGAAGCGCUGUGAGAAUGCCGAGCCCCGCCACGGUGAGCUGUGGUGUGCCGAGUCCAAGCACGUCCUGAACUGGCAGAAGAAGACGGGAGAGAUCUUAGCGCUGGUCGCCAGCAAGAUCAAGAACACGUUCUGAAACGGAGGAAACGCCGAUGUAAAGGACCACAAACACUGGCAGGACUCUGGCCGUCACCAGGGGACGCAGGGAAGCGGCUACUGACCUCCUUCCUCCCUUUAGCCUCCAUGUUGACUCUUUUACCUUCGUCAAACACAGUUGCUUCACUUUAUCAACAAUAUUGAUCUCAUGCCAAAGUGAAACCAAAUCUAUAAUCAAGAAACUGACACGCAGGGAUUUCCAUGCUCGUUGUACCGAUCUUAUCAUAGACGGCACCAGAAAUGAUUCAAAUGUGUCGUAGCAAAGGGGUUUAGAAAUGUAUGUAUGUAUGUAUAUAUACAUAUAUAUAUAUAUGUAUAUAUACAUACAUAUAUACAUUUUAUCAGCUGAUAUCUCCCAGAAUGACAUUUUAAUAACGUUUUGUGAUUCAUGUAGGGCAGAUGAUCCACUGUGGCGCCCCCUAAAGUGAGAAGCUGAAAGAAGAAGAACACAGAUAUUGUUACUUUACUCAAACAUUCUCAUCAUUUAAAAAAAAAAAAGGCUAAAAGGUUCAAAUUUGAAUGUUUUUGCCAACAAAAUUGUGAUAGAAUUACGAUUACUCAAAAUAAUGUGAUGUGUAAAGAGCUGAAAAAUGAAAGUUUUAGUUUGUCCGUUGUGGGCUACAGUAAAACAGCUGACUGAAUAUAAAAGGCUGGUUUUGUGGUCAUGAAAAACACUUCAUACUAUCAGGUGAUUGUACUCUUAUUUAAAAAAUAACAAUUUUACAGCCUUCAACAGAGCGUUUGAUGAAUGUGUUUUUUUGAGUCACUGAUUGUUUGACGAUGGUAAAAGAAUAAAGAGCAGAAAGGAAAAGGAAAACUUUAUUGCACUCGGACGGAAUGUAACAUUUUCUGUGACGUGGUUUACACACAAACUCUGUCCAGAGACGACGUUUGAUUUGCUUCAUGUUGUAACGAUCUGCUAAAUCUUUUUUAGUGUGUUUGAAAUGUUUUCUUUGUUUUAGUACCAUGCAGGAAGGGAUCCAAUGAAUAAAUCACUUUUUCAACAGUC